Messenger RNA from Drosophila arizonae, 4035 nucleotides. It is a transcript of the gene eys, whose product is annotated as eyes shut. Gene Ontology annotation, molecular function: calcium ion binding. The record is from RefSeq and is a predicted model, not a curated record. NCBI's taxonomy places the organism in Eukaryota, Metazoa, Arthropoda, Insecta, Diptera, Drosophilidae.
ACAAUAAUACAUAAAAAUAAUACUAAAAUAAUAAAAAGAAGAAGAACAAGAAGAAAAGGACAGUGUAGUCUCCGUCAGUGAAAUGCGAUGCCUGGCAGACACCACAGACGGCAAAUGCAAUAUAAUGGGAACCAAUAAAAAAGAAUAACAAAGUAAAUGGAAUAGUUAAAUAAUUGCUACAACAAACAAUGCGAACUAAUAAAGCACCUAAAAGGAUUCAAAUUGCAGUUGAGCGCAACGGCAAAAAGCAAAUAGAACAGCAGCAGCAGCAACAAUCGAACGUGCCACGGGGCGUAUGAUUGAUACGAAAAAGCAGCAACAGCAAAAAACUAAAAAACAAAUUUACAGUAACUAAAUGCUAAACGCCAUGGAACGUGAAAUGUGCCGAAGGCGUGAUUUUAUUGCUAAUAAAUGCAUUAAAUAUGAGAAAGCAAUACAAACAGCAACAGCAACAAUUGCUGCAGCAAAUGCGAGAACAGCAACAACAACGCCGCUAACGGCCAAUGGAGCAACCACCACUGUGGUGCUUAGCAACUCAGCCACGGAACCAUUAACGGACAUGCAACGAAACCACCUGCUAAAGAUGCCAACAACAACAGCAACAACGACAGCAAACAAAACACUGGAAUUACCAACAACAGCAACAACAACAACAACAACACAAAGCCUUGGCAGGACAUUAAGAACAUUGGCACACAACUGGCCACAGUCUGGACUCCUGUUGACGCUCUGCCUGAGCCUCAGCCUGGUAUGCAGCAGCCAAGCGGGCUUCGCUUGCCUCAGCAAUCCGUGUGUAUUCGGCGUCUGCAUCGAUGGCCUGAACAGCUCGUACUCGUGUUACUGCAUUGACGGCUACACAGGGAUCCAGUGCCAAACGAAUUGGGACGAAUGCUGGUCGGGCCCCUGUCAAAACGGCGGCACAUGUGUGGACGGUGUUGCCUACUACAACUGUACGUGUCCGGAAGGAUUUUCUGGCUCAAAUUGUGAGGAAAAUGUGGACGAAUGCAUGUCAAAUCCAUGUCAAAAUGGCGGACUUUGCCGUGACCGUAACAAUGGGUACACCUGCACCUGCCAGCCCGGCUAUCUGGGGGAUCACUGUGAACUGGAUGUGGCCGUCUGCGACACGGGCACUGGAGCCCGUUGCCAGCAUGGCGGCGAGUGCAUUGAGGGCCGUGGCUUGGAGUUUAGCUGCCAGUGCUCGGCGGGCUGGCAUGGCCGCAUCUGUCAGGAGGAGAUCAAUGAAUGCGCCUCCUCGCCCUGCCAGAACGGCGGCGUCUGUGUGGACAAAUUGGCCGCCUAUGCCUGCGCCUGUCCCAUGGGCUAUACGGGCGUCAACUGCGAGGAGGAGAUACUCAUCUGUGCGGACAAUCCGUGCCAGAACAAUGCCCUCUGCCUCAUGGAGGAGAAUGUGCCCACAUGCUACUGCGUGCCAGAUUAUCACGGCGAGAAGUGCGAAUUCCAAUACGAUGAGUGUCAGCUGGGACCGCGCUGCAUGAACGGAGGCGUUUGCAUUGACGGCGUCGAUACCUUCUCCUGCUCCUGCCCUCCACUGCUGACGGGCAUGCUGUGCGAAUGCUUGAUGGUGGGUGAGGAAUCGCUCGAUUGCAACUACACUGCACCGGCGACAGCUGCACCACCGGUGGUGUCCGUUACACCGUCGGUGCCGCCCUUCUCGACCUUAGCACCGCCCACUGUGCGACCGGUUACGCCACCAGAAACGACCAUGGCCCCAAGUGCACACCCCACUGCACCGCCAGCAUCAGCUGUAACCACUAUGACGCCAAUUGAGUUACCUUCCUCGUCCGCAUCGUCUUCAUCGGAGGAAACUCUGGUAGAGUUCCGCGUAACGGUGGCACCACCCGAGAGCGACAGCCACAGCUUAGACAAGGUGCCAACAACAAUAAGGCCGCAACCACAGCCAGAGGUCCCAGAGCCAACAGCCGAGGCACAGCCACUGCCUGAACCCACCACACCACCGGUUGGCGGCGUUUCUUCAGCCUCCACCUCGUCGUCCGAGGAAACUCACGGCAUCUACACUACUCUACCCCCAAUGCCGGCGCCGGGUGUAACCGCCUCCUCAUCAGCCGAAACUUCUUCGGAAUUGAUUACCUCCGAGGAAUAUACAACAGUGCGGCGCUUUGAUGUUAGCGGCAGUGGCAGUGGCAGUGGCGCCGGCAGCGGCAGCGGUUCCAGUGAGGAACCCACCACCACAAUGCGAACCACUGUAACACAACCGCCCAGCAUAACAAUUGCCGUCGAUUAUGCAUCAUCGAGCAGCUCCGAGUCGGUGGAGCAGCCCAUAGCCGCAACCACACCCAGCAGCAUCUAUGUGCAUCGCGUAACCACAUUUGAGACAAGCAUCUCGGUAGACUAUGCACCCACACCGACACCCUAUUUUCCGCCAGAGACCACCAUGAGCCCGACCAAGACGCCACUCGAGGAGACAACGCGACAUUUGUGGACCGAACUGCCCACCACAGCGGCGCCAUUCUUCACGGAUUAUCCAGCUGAGGUGCUCAUCACAACGCAUCGCACCAGCGCCGGACGAUUUACGACGGUGCAGCCACCCGUACAGCAAGAGACCACCACAGCACCACUGGACUAUGAGCCGCCCAGCGUGGAGCUAACCACGGCACAAACUCCGCACAUUGUGGUAACCAUUCUGGAGAGUAAUGCAACGCUCCCAACCACAACACUAUUGCCACCAAUAACAACCCAGCGUGAGCCUCAGCCGCAAACCACUCAUACAGCCACUGAAACACCAGCGGAAUGGGAGUCAAGCACCACACAGGUACCACCGGCCGUAACCGUGCCCGCGCCUGUGGAGAUAACCACAUCCCAGACUAUGACAACAGAGGACUUGGUGGGGCCGCCUGCGCCGCCUUUGAUGACCGUGGAGUCGCCUCGCGAGACAACCACGCCCAGAACUGGGGUCACUCCGGCACCCACACCAUUGCCCACAGAGCCACCAACUGUGGCCAGCUUGCCUGCAGUUACGGUGCCACCAACUCCGCCAUCCACACAGUCGGCACAGACGAUGCCACCACCCACACCGCCCAUAUAUGUCUACAGUACACCCGGACAACCAGAGGUAGCGGCGCCGACCAAGUCCCAGGUAACCGAGAGCAGUGAGGACACUGAUGGCGCCAAUACGGUGGCCAGCGGUGGUGCCGGCAGUGGUGCUGGCGGCUCUGAAGGCAAAUCUGGCGAUGUUGACUGCAUCAAGCUCGGCUGCUACAACGGCGGCACUUGUGUAACCACAUCGGAGGGUUCCCGGGUGAGUAAACCAUACCAAAUUUCUCUAUUUGUCUCUCCCCUUCUCUGUCUCUUCUUCGCAGCACUAAGCAAACCAACAACACCGAGCUUCCGCGGCAACAGUUACCUGAUCUUGCCACCCCCUCGCAUACCAAUGAAAGACAAACGCCGCGGCCCUUCGCUCUAUGCACGUCCACCGCGCGAAGCCGUACAAAUAUCGCUGAACUUCUCGACCAUCGAACCGGAUGGCCUAUUGCUCUGGAGCGAACACAAUCAGCUGAAAUUCUUGGGUCUCGGCUUGAAGAACGGCCACCUGAAGCUGGCGAGCAAUUUGCUGGGCAGCAUCAAUGAUACCGUGCAGGCGGCAGCAAGCGGUUUCAUUGCCGAUGGCGCCUGGCAUGCUACGAGCGUGCUUCUGGAUCGCACACGGCUCGAGCUGCAGCUGGAUGGGUCCGUUAUAUUCACAGAGCGAUUGCCCGAGCUCAAUCGUAGGCUGACAUCAACAUCAACAACGACAUCGUUGCAGCGACGAGGCGCCAAGGAUCCAACGAUUAGCUAUGAGGAUAUUUUCUACUUGGGUGGAUUUCCCAAUCAGGAAUCGGUUAGCAAACGGACGCAAGGACGCUUUUACGAACCAUUCAAAGGCUGCCUUCAGGAUAUACAAUUCGGUGCAGAGCCAACAGCCAUUAUAAGCGAUUUCUCAGCAUAUCAAGGCGAAAAUAUUGGCUCAUGUGAUUUGCACGGUGAUGAGCCGAUUGUAGUAUAAAUCGACAGAUAAAU